Molecule: messenger RNA, 465 nt
Organism: Lymnaea stagnalis (great pond snail)
Lineage: Eukaryota; Metazoa; Mollusca; Gastropoda; Lymnaeidae
Source: the annotation of a GenBank genome assembly
GAGCUAGCCACUGAAAAUGAUUCGAUUGCAGAAACCAUUGCAAAACUCAACCUUUUCACGUGGGUAGAAUUUAAACUUGGCAACUACAAAAAUGCACACAAUCAUAACAAUGAUGUUCUGAAAAUGACAGAAGGAGAAAAUAUAACAGCUUUAAUAAACCAAGCCCACCUUUUACUGAGAAAAGGGGAGGAAAUACGUUCUGAGGACUGUCUAAACAAGGCUGAAAACCUGAGACAAAGCCGUCAAGGUGAAGAAUUGAUGGUCGACGUUGAAGCUGAACUAGCGUAUUCUUUAAGCAGGUUAGGUGGAGAUGACAAUAUAAUCAGCGCCAUUGACAUGUAUACCACGGUUGUAACGAAAAAGCCCAAAAUGUAUCCGUGGAAAUUUGGUCUAGGCUUACUACACAGACGUGCAACACACAUCAAUGUCACUAUGAAAAAUCCUACAAAAAUGCCAGUAAUCGAA